AUGUCCACCCCUCACACCCUCAUCACCGGCGCCACCGGACUCGUCGGCCGCGCCCUCACCGAACACUUCUCCAAUCUCCCCUCCCACCCCACCACCUCUCUCUCCCGCCGUCCCCCCUUCCACCCCUCCACCACAUGGCAUCCUUGCGACCUCACCUCCCCCCCCUCCAUCAUCGCAGCCCUCUCCGCCAUCCCCCCGUCCCAGCCCCCCAUCACCCACCUCGUCUUCGCCGCCCUCCACGAAGAGCCCUCCCUCGCCGCCGGCUGGCUCCAGCAAACCCACGUCGACCGCAACGCGCUCAUGCUGCAGAACACCGUGGAGGCGGUGGCGAAGGUGAGCGGGGCGCUGGAGCGCGUGACGAUCUUGCAGGGGCCGAAGGCAUAUGGGGUGCAUGUGGGGGCGGUACGGCCGGGGUCGCGGGAGGACCGCGAUGAGGAGCGGGGGGUGGUGAAUUUUUAUUGGGCGCAGCAGGAUUGGUUGGCGGAGUUUUGCGAGCUGGAGGGGAGGCGGCGGGGGAGGGAGUUGUGCUAUACGGUGCUGAGGCCGGCGUUGGUGAUUGGGGAGGCGGUGGGGGGCGCGAUGAAUUUGUUGGCGGUGUUGGGGGUGUAUGCGGCGAUUUUGCGGGGGAGGGGGGAGAGGUUGCAUUAUCCGGGGGGAGGAGAGGGGAUGGUGGAGGCGACAGAUACGGAUUUGAUGGCGAGGUGUUGUGAGUGGAUUGGGAAGGGGAGGGUGGUGGGAGGGGAUCGAAAGGAGGUGCCGAUGGGGAAUCAGACGUAUAAUCUGACGAACGGCGAGUUCUUCUCGAUGAGGCAUGAGUGGGCGUUCAUUGCGCAGUGCUUCGGGAUGGAGGUGGGGGAGGAUAGGGAUAUCACUUUUGCAGAGGCAAUUCAGACGCAGGAGUGGAAAGAUGAGUGGGACAGCAUUCGUAAAGACCAUGGUCUCAUCAGUCCCGGAAUUGAGGAGUUCUUGGGUCAGAGCGGCCAGUUUGCGGACUUUAUAUUUGGCAGGACUGCCGGCACAUCCAGUGCAAUGAGUUGCAUCAAGGUACGAAGGGCAGGAUUCGAUGAGUAUAUGUAUUCGGAUGACAUGCUGUCCAAAUGGUUCAAGAGAUAUCAGGACGACAAGCUUCUACCUCAAUUCACAACAGGGACUGGUCAGACGAAAAGCUGUAUCUAA
Messenger RNA from Eremomyces bilateralis CBS 781.70, 1176 nucleotides. Its product is annotated as NAD(P)-binding protein. The coding region runs from base 1 to 1176 and encodes 391 amino acids. NCBI's taxonomy places the organism in Eukaryota, Fungi, Ascomycota, Dothideomycetes, Eremomycetales, Eremomycetaceae. The transcript has a single exon. The record is from RefSeq and is a predicted model, not a curated record.